AUGUUCGCGUCACACUGGCUACCAGCCGCCCGGCUGAACAUCAAGCAAGCACGGUCAUUUUCUUUGCUUUCUACCCACGCGUCCUUCCCGGCGACAAUGUACCGAUUCCAACUGAGCAAAAAGGCUACGCUUUACGAUGCCAAUCAAGAGGAGACCCGUUACAGAAAAGACGGAAUCAGAGUCUCUGAAGAUGGUUUGGUUCAUGCUAACAUCUCCAAGUCCAGCCCAUACUCCAACGGGCCAAUUUUCAUGCCUAAUUCUCGCCUUUUGCAGCAAAUGCUCAAGUUUGACUUUGACCAUUAUCAAGAGGAAACCAAUGACGGGAAGUGUCCUAUGGACCCUAGUGUUAUCUGCGUGGAACGAGGUACUUCCAUUCCCUCGGAGCUAGUGAUGUGGAGAGAAGGUAUCUCCCGCUUCUCUUUGCAACCUUCGAAGCCCACAGAAAUUGAAAAGCUCAACGACCUGCUCAGUGAAUUCUAUGAGAAGUCUGCGACGAUUGUCGGUGCAGAGGAAUGGAUUGAGAAACACCCGUACCACGAAAGCUUCCCAGACCAGAAUGAGGAAGGCUGGAUGAAUGCAUAG
Molecule: messenger RNA, 582 nt
Organism: Penicillium soppii
Lineage: Eukaryota; Fungi; Ascomycota; Eurotiomycetes; Eurotiales; Aspergillaceae
Exons: 4
Coding region: 1-582 (193 amino acids)
Source: RefSeq, a predicted model, not a curated record